CUGGUAAAGUAUAGGCAUGAGGAAAGCUCAGAUUGUUGCCCCCCAAACCCCCCUGGAACUCUGCGAGGAUGCGAUACCCACCCCACCACCUAAAGGGGCGAUCAUUAAGACGCUCUACAGCGGAAUCUGUCAUUCCGAUAUUAACCAGUGGUUCAACGAGAUAAACCAGGGCGAUAAGAAGACACAUUUCACCGACAACCCCAAGUAUAAGUUCCCCAUCGUGCCAGGACAUGAGAUAGCGGGUGUGGUGCAUUCACUGGGAAGUGAGGUGGAUCCAGACGCUGAAGACCUAAAAGUUGGAGAUGAGGUUGUAGCCCACCCCUGGAUCUCCUGUGGCAGUUGUCGCUUUUGCUAUGAAAACGAAAACUCGCUUUGCGAUCAACGCCAUAAUGGACUCGGUGUCGGAACUCCUGGAGGAUAUGCAACAUACGUUUGGGUUCGUGAGAAAAAAUAUUUAGUCAAAGUUCCCCCAUCUAUUCCCCUUGAAGUUGCGUGUAUGUUACCAUGCAGUGGUCUCACUACAUAUAAUGCUGUUACUACAUUGCAACCUGCUAUUGAACGGAUGAACAAACUUAAAGGGUCUACAUCAGUGUUAUUGGUGGGGGCGGGUGGGUUGGGUUUAUGGUGUUUACAAUUAGCCAAGAAGAUUUUACCGAAAACAACCAGAAUAGUGAUGGCUGAUAUCAAUGAAAAGAACCUUAAGGUGGCGUUAGAGAGAGGAGCUGACGGAACCGUGCUAUGGGAUAGAAAUCUUAGUGAAGCAGAAGCCAUAGAAAUAACAAAGAAGGCUGGUACCGAUGGAGGGUUCGACGGAGUAAUCGACAUGGUGAACUCAAAGAUCACGGCAGAACGUGGAUUCAAGUCGACACACAGGGGUAGCAAGAUGGUGUUGGUUGGUUUGUACGGAGGAGGGGCUACAUUUGCAUUGCCGGGGUUCGUUCAUGGGUUGCGGACGGUGCAGGGGGUUCUUGUCGGAAGGCUUGCCCAGUUGAGGGAGCUAGUGGCACUCGUUGCUGAAGAAAAACUUGUCCCUCCUCCCUUGACAUUCUACUCGCUUGACGAUGCGUUCAACGCUAUGUGUUUGGUGAGGGAUGGCAAAGUACAAGGAAGAUGCGUCAUCAAGUUCUAACUUUGUCCACAGCCAAAACCAUAACCCAUAAUUCCGUCAACUUAAAUAAUUUACUUUCAAAAUACAGCAAUAUGCUCGGGGUUUAUUAGUUGUAUAAAUACAAUACUUGGUGAGAUGGAAAAGCUAGGAGGAAACUUUGGCAAUGGAAGGCUUAACUUAGUAAAAAUUAAACAUGAAUUAGACAAUAUACAAGUAAAUACUUUCAGGGAAAGUCUUGUCAAAUGGCAGAUAAAAUGCAAAUAUAAUAAACAAUGUUAAGGUUUAUUGUCAGAAAAGCAAUUUACUUAAAUAUAUAUUAAGUUAUGCCUGGUAGCGGCAACAGCAGGAUAUAAUACAUGAAUAUAUGUACGUGCUUCUACUACCACAAUUUGCAUAACAAGGCAGUUUAUGCAGUUCAAAGUAAAAUGCUAAAAAUAUUAAUG
Messenger RNA from Ciona intestinalis (vase tunicate), 1551 nucleotides. The record is from RefSeq and is a predicted model, not a curated record. NCBI's taxonomy places the organism in Eukaryota, Metazoa, Chordata, Ascidiacea, Phlebobranchia, Cionidae.